UGUGUUUGCCCGGCUCGCCAGCUGAAGUCACAAGAUUCUGAGUAUCAUGCAGCACUCUGGAAUUCCUACAAAAACUCAUCAGAAAGGGUACACUGCCUGCUAUGCAGAAACGGCCGUGCAUCGGACUUUUCAGAUAAAAACAUUUAGUACAGAGUUGAAAAACCAUGUGAUGGUCAUGGAUUUUGUGAAGAGUAACUGGUUUCCCUCCCAGAGAAGAGCCAAAGUUUGUAUCAUCCGUAUGUGUCAAGGCUUGAAGACGGCUGAGCAGACGGCCAGCAGAUAUGAGAUCCACAGUCGACUCUUCUCAUCUCCCAAAGAUCAUUCUGCCUGGGAAAGAAAAGAAAAUCUUUCAAACACAGGAUUACGGGACAACCACUACAGUACAAACGAUCAAAUUGCCCUUAAGAGUCUCCAGUCUGAUGUUACAGAGAAGAAACGUCACUUCACCGAGGGGACUCUGGCAUCGCAAAACACAAAAAUGAUUUCCUCCAUAGUCAUCUCCCAGCUGAUUGAUGAGAACAAGUCAAGAGACAGCGGGGCCGUGCUGCCCCUGCCGUGCGAGGUCUCUCUGCCUCCUGCACGUCAGCUGAAGCAAUCUUUGGCUAAUCGCACCGGAGUCAACAUUCACAGGGUGUUUGCUUUACUCCCCGGCAGAUUAGGAAUUCCCACCCUGGCAGAUGAGCGAGGACCUGAGAGAGAACUGCCGCCCAAAGAGGAGAACCCAUGUGGUGGCCCCCCAAAAGGGUUUGCAUCCAUCACCAUCACAGCCAGGCGUGUGGGCCCCCCGGCCAGCACCCUGGUGUGGGGGACUGUUGGGGGCCCGCUGUGUCCCAGGUGCAGGGCCCAGGACCCCCUGCUCCAGGACCCCCCGGCUCUGGCCCAGAGUGCCCACCCACAGCGGCACACAGCGUUCUCCAGAAACGGCUCCGUGGUGAGGCUGCAGGUUCCUGAGACCCACACACAGCUGUGUGAGGGACACGAGUACUGGGUCACCCAUGUGGACGACAGAGAGACCAGGUUUUCUUCAGACGCCCCGCCGUCGGGCAAGGGCCCGCUGGUGUUCAGUUCCUGUGUCCACCUCGGGGUGUCUCGGCCGUGCCCGAAUUCAGUCUACUACUCAGACAAGCCUCUCUCCGUCCCCACUGAGCAGCCUCAGCUUGCCGGCCCCCAGAUGCACAGAUCCGUCCUGUCGCUCACCCUCAACUGUAGUUCCCACAGGUUGACAGCAGAUGGGGCAGAUGGCCUGGCGAACGGAGAGCCAAUAGGCAGGGCCCUGAAGCCCCAGCUCACGGAGGGAAGCCAGGGCCUAGGCCUGCGCUGGAGCCCAGGUGGACAAGAAAGUCGCUUGAAGGAAAACCCGUCAUUGGGGCGGGUGCAUCUGGAGACCGGCACCUGCCCUUGGAGCAGCUCCCCUCCGCUGGGAAACACAGAGUCUGCAGAUGUGGGAACUACCCAGGUCACUGUAAGAAAAGGGACAGAGGACCACUCGACACGUUGUCACCCCAGCGGCCGUGCCAACCAGCUCUCCAUUCACAUUCCUGGCUGGAGUUACGCAGCAGUAGACACAAAAGUAUUCCCUGGAAGCAGCAAGGAGCAAGGAGGAGCGCGGGUGACCCUGUCUGCUCCCCCAGUGGAACAGAAGCCCACUAAACACUUCCUUCCCGAUGGGGACAGUUCUCCAGGCGAUGACUGUCAGUCUAGUGACCUUUCUGAGCCCACAGAGAGACGACAUCAAAGCUUCCUGAAACCCAGAAUCCCUUUUCUUGGGUUUCUUCGCCCCGUACGAGACGUACGCAUGUCUCCACAGGAAGACGAGGGUGCUCAGAUAGACAGACAGCUCCCCACAGGAGACUACACCUGCUGUGACUUGGUGGUAAAAAUAAAGGAGUGUAAGAAGAGUGAGGACCCCACCAUGCCCGAGCCCUCGCCAGCGCCCCCCGAGGGGCCAGAGAGCCCCGCCCCGUGUGAAGACCGCUCUGAGCCUCGGCAAACGCCCGCAAACUCCUUGACCUUGCAGGAAGCGCUGGAAGUUCGUAAACCUCAGUUCAUUUCUCGCUCGCAAGAACGGCUGAAGAAGCUGGAACACAUGGCACAGCAGAGACAGGCACAGCGGAAGGAGAACCCGGGGCAGAAGCAGAGCCUCCUUCCCGUCCGCGCCAACAAGAAGCAGUUCACCGUCCCCCACCCUCUUAGUGAUAACCUGUUCAAACCCAAAGAAAGGUGCAUUUCAGAGAAGGAGAUGCAUAUGCGAUCUAAAAGAAUUUAUAAUAACUUGCCGGAGGUUAAAAAGAAAAAAGAAGAACAAAGGAAAAGGUUGAUCUUACAGAGUAACAGACUCCGUGCUGAAGUCUUCAAAAAGCAAUUACUGGACCAGCUCCUUCAAAGGAACGCGGUCUAACCGCAGGCUGCCCUGCUGACCGCACUACCUGGACCUGGAAUGACUUCAAACGCUGGACAAGCCAUUAAACUCAGCGCUAUCUUCGUGAUGUGAAAGCACUUAUUUUACUUUUUUUUUUUUUCUAUGAAGGAAAACAUCACUUCCUGAAUUACUGACCCAAACCAAACAGAAACAAUAACCCUCGAGGAAAUAGGUCAACAAUCUGUUGCGGGGAAACCAACUUAAUAUAACCCGCUAGACAAAGUCUCCUUCAUCUCUUACUUCUGAAUUUUAUUUUUUGCUUCUGAUUUAUUCCCCUCUGCUAUUUCCGGCCAAGCAGAAAGGCCUUAUUCACUGGUGUGCUUAGAUCCCUGGGGGAUAUAUUUUCAUCAAAUUUCUGGGACCUAAAUCCAUCUCUUUUUAAAUAUCAAACCUCUAAUGCCUGCUAGUUCUGCAGACUCCAAAAUGUGGGUCAUCACGUAGUGUAUUUUAAAACUUUCUAGACGUGUGCACUCCCUGAUGUGAGAGACUGACUUUGGCAGUCAGUGGGUGCGAUGCCCGAGGCUGGGGCAGGCAGAGCAGCCCUCAGCCACUCCCGCCCCACCCCACCCCCUUUCCUCACUUAGCAAAAGAAUCCAUUUCUAUGGGAGCUCU
Lemur catta (Ring-tailed lemur) is the source of this 3031-nucleotide messenger RNA. It is a transcript of the gene C14H10orf90, whose product is annotated as chromosome 14 C10orf90 homolog. Gene Ontology annotation, cellular component: cytosol; centriole; centrosome. The coding region runs from base 47 to 2398 and encodes 783 amino acids. Lineage: Eukaryota; Metazoa; Chordata; Mammalia; Primates; Lemuridae. The transcript has 10 exons. Gene Ontology annotation, biological process: regulation of centriole replication. The record is from RefSeq and is a predicted model, not a curated record.